Molecule: messenger RNA, 837 nt
Organism: Physella acuta
Lineage: Eukaryota; Metazoa; Mollusca; Gastropoda; Physidae
Source: RefSeq, a predicted model, not a curated record
UACUAAUAUAUGACAUACAAUUUGGCUGGGAUAUUUCAAUUUUUCCCGGGUCGCUAUCUGUAACCAAUGGAUUUUUUAAUGUUCUUUUUCUAAAACUAAUCGAGGCUGCAAGCAACAUCGACCAACAUGGAUAAAGUUCUGAUUUUUUCAGUAAUUCUCAUUAGUAUGGUCUACUUACCAGAUAUACUGAACUGCAUGCCAGUAUUUCCUAUGGAAAUCGAAGGAUAUGAGAAAGAUUGUGUCAAUUAUAGUUGCCGCUACACCGGGAGAAUUGUAGGGCACGUUGACAUCUAUGAAGAGAACACAACUCUUCCCGUGGAAUGGGGAUGGACGAUAAGUAUUCUCGUUUGUCGAAGAAUAUAUGAUUGCUCCGAUGGCACAGAAUAUUGGACACUUUACUGUGAUAUAUUCUGGCUUAUUGACCCACUUGAUUGCGUAACGCACCCAAUCCAGCCCUGUUACUGCUCUGGAACUUUUCCCAUGAAAUUCAAGUUUUACCCUCAUCUUGAAAAUGCUUACUAUCGGCUUGCGGGACUUAACGAAAUGGAAUACCUGCCACUGAAGCCACAUAAUGUCGGCAAAGCAUUUGAUUCUAGGGUUCCCUCAGGUGUGUGGGAUCCAGUUGUUAAACCCUGGUACUGGAAUGCAGGACUGGAUGCAUCAACGAACGGAGCACGCCAUUUACAUUCAGAGUUCGUCUUCUUGGGUAUCGGAGCUCUGUGUGCCAUCUUACUAGCCUAGAUACAAAUUGCUGAGAAACAACAUCGUAGGCCUACUUAUCGAGGGCGUUGGGUGUUUGUAAUUUUGUAAAGGUGUAUGUCAAGGCUGGGGGGGGGG